GAGUAACGGUUCAUCAGUGUCGCCAACCAAACAAUAUUAUCGAAUUAUCGUAUAUUUUACUAACGUUCAAUCGUUAUGAACAUUUUCAUACUUUUACCACAAAUUAAAUGAAAUAGUUUAUUUUAGAGAAAAUUCUUAUAUAGGCUCUCUAGAUGAAAGCAGAAGAGUCACUUUCGAUGUAAGCCAAAAAGUGACGGCGAUUUUUUAAAAUGGUUUUUUUGUAUAAUGUUAUAUCUAAACACAACUAAUAAUAAUAACGUUUAGUGGUCGCACUGCACAAUCUACAUUGGAAGCGUCCGUUCGCAUUUAAUGUAUUGAUUGCAAUAUACACUAUCCAUUUUGUUUUUAUUUGCAAUUGCGCGGCCGAGUAGGCGUAGCGAUUAUUACGUUGACGCGAAUAUAAAGGAAUACCAUCGACGUUGUUGCUUAGAUUUUGUGUUGUCCUAUAAAAGUAACCAAAUUAUACUAAUAUCAUACGGAUCUUGCGAAGUGGGAUAUUUAUGCAGCGCAAAUAUUGUAAAAUUUACAUCCGAAAUUAGUGUUUACUGAUUCGAGUCAGUGGUGCAGUAUCUUAUAAAUAAUAAAAUCCCAGGAAAAAAAUAAUCAUGGCAAUGCUUCCCAUCUUUUAUGAAGGAAAUGAAGAUGACGAAGAAGAUACUUACUACGAGGUUGACAUUGACUCAUUUAAUCUGGAAGAGUAUGUUGAUAAGUACAGUGGCCUAACACGGAUUAACAGAAUAAUGUUCAUUGCUCAACAUUUUCCGAAAAUAUGUGGUGAUGCACUGCGAUUAGCUCUUUCGUAUGUCCUUAAAACUCUGAAUACCGAAUUAUUUAAAUUGGUUCAUUAUAAACUUCAAAAUAAUUUUAAAAUUAGGCAGUCAGAUGUUCAUGAACAUGAAUUUAAACAUAGGCUGGAGAUAAUGUCAAAAAAAGCGGCUUGUAGAUAUGAACACCUUGAUAAAAAGCUAAGAAAAUCUUUUACGUGCUCAACCAGGCAUAACAUAUAUAAAAAUUUUAUGUACAUCGGUGACCAUUUUGUUGAGCGUGGAGAUUUCACUAAAGCUACCACUUGUUAUGUAAAAGCUAAAGACUAUGUAGAUCAAUUUAGUCAGUUUGUAUCCUGGCAUAUUAAGAUUAUUAAGGUGAAGAUAUAUUUGCAAGAUUGGUCAGCCGUAGUCAGAUCUAUAAAAAAUGAAUCUGUCUUUGAAGAUCGAGAAAAAGAUUCUCAUUUGGACAUUUCAUACUGUUCAACGUUGGCGUGCAUUAGAGGCUUAACCGAUUUAAAAAAUCGUUGCUACAAAUCAGCAGCUGACAAUUUCUUAGAAGUUAAUUUUUAUCAUUACGAUGAUGAUUUUGAAGUAUUGACCAAAAAUAAUGUCGCUAUAUACUGUGGAUUGUGUGCUUUAGCUUCAUUUAACCGCUUAGAAUUAAAAGACAAAAUAAUUGACAACAAAUCUUUCAAACCAUUUUUCGGAUUGGAACCCAAGAUAUUUGAUGCAAUUUUCCAGUUGCACAAUAUUAAAUAUAAUGCAUAUUUGAAAACGCUCGAUGAUAUUAAGCCAUUAUUGCUUCUCGAUAUGUACAUUGGAUCUCAUAUAAAAACAAUCUACUCCGCCAUCGGCCACAAUACAAUGUUGGAAUAUCUAAGGCCCUUGGAUUAUGUUGAUAUAAGAAAAAUGGCAGUGUGUCUUAAUAUACCUUUACCCGAUUUAGAAAGUAAACUUGUGCAACUUGUACAGGAUGGGCAUAUAAAUGGUAGCUUUGACUUGCUGAAUAAAGCCCUUAGUAUCACAUAUCCAAAUAGAAGCCCAGAAAUAUACAACAAAGCUAUGGUAAAAGCAAAAGAGAUCAAUAGAUAUUAUCAUACAAACAUUAUCAGAAGGCAAGUGAUCCAUUCCAAAAAAAAUACAAAAGAAAUUGAGAAGCUAAGAAUGUCUUGAGUAAACAACAAUGCGUGUGUACUGAUCAAACAUCUGAACUGUGCAUUGACAUUGACAUUGACUCAUUUAAUCUGGAAGAGUAUGUUGAUAAGUACAGUGGCCUAACACGGAUUAACAGAAUAAUGUUCAUUGCUCAACAUUUUCCGAAAAUAUGUGGUGAUGCACUGCGAUUAGCUCUUUCGUAUGUCCUUAAAACUCUGAAUACCGAAUUAUUUAAAUUGGUUCAUUAUAAACUUCAAAAUAAUUUUAAAAUUAGGCAGUCAGAUGUUCAUGAACGUGAAUUUAAACAUAGGCUGAAGAUAAUGUCAAAAAAAGCGGCUUGUAGAUAUGAACACCUUGAUAAAAAGCUAAGAAAAUCUUUUACGUGCUCAACCAGGCAUAACAUAUAUAAAAAUUUUAUGUACAUCGGUGACCAUUUUGUUGAGCGUGGAGAUUUCACUAAAGCUACCACUUGUUAUGUAAAAGCUAAAGACUAUGUAGAUCAAUUUAGUCAGUUUGUAUCCUGGCAUAUUAAGAUUAUUAAGGUGAAGAUAAAUUUGCAAGAUUGGUCAGCUGUAGUCAGUUCCAUAAAAAACGAAUCUGUCUUUGAAGAUCGAGAAAAAGUUUUCAUCGACGGACGACAUGUGUUGGAAAACAAUACUCUAAAGUUCAGUAAAAUGUGCUCGGCUCUCGGCGACUGUGAUCGAAGAAAAUGUUGAUCUUCAGGAAUUUAUUUGGCCAGUUGGCGUUACAGCUCGGUGUGAUCCUGAUCUCCUCUUUGUUUAUUGUAUGGAAGUAAAAAAAAAAAACCCAAUUAUGUGCAAGUGUAAGUUUCAUCGGUAAAACGUCAUGUGUUUGUUCCAUUUCAGACAUUGGCUGUGUGCACGAUAUUGAUAAACGCCUUUUCACUCAAUGGAGAAGAACCGCUUCCAUGGAUCAUUAUGUUCCUUUUCAAUAUUUUAAUGAUUGUCAUUUGGUUGUUAGCCAUUAUGGGAGCGUACAAAGAUUCGUCUAAAAUAAUUUCAACGGCGACCAUACUGUGGACUAUUUUUCUGACCUUAUGGGCGGCGCUUGUGUUUCGUUCUUACUUCAGUGCCAGCAACACCAGGAACAUCUGUUUGGACACCCGGUGUCCAGAGGUGUUGUGGUUGCUGGACUGUUCGUGGCACGAACUGGCCAACGACUUGGACAAGAUAAAGCGCGAACCGGCCUACGACUUGGACAAGAUAAAAAACAACACCGUGGUCGUGCCGCUGUCGACGGUCAUCCCCAAGUCGCCACAUACCAAAGGUGGGGGCAAAGCGAAAAACGGCAAACGGAAAACGUCGAACAAAUCGAAAAAGUCCAAAUCGGGGUCCACGCAUACUCCGCUGAAACAAAGGGCCAGCGGCAGCGACCAAUUCGACGACGCGUUGACAACGAACCGAAGUGGCGGCGGCGGCGGACCCGUCGACAUCAGAACGGCGGCUCUGACGCAGAAACAACAGGGUUCGCUGGUCAUCUCCAUAGUACUGACAACGAUAAACUGUAUGAUAUUUCUAUUUUCUUGGACCAUACUGUUUAGUUACCAUAAAGAGUUACAGUGUCUCAACAUGUGUCAAUGUAAGGAUUAGGAAAAUCGCAAACCAUCGAUUUCUUCA
Molecule: messenger RNA, 3559 nt
Organism: Adelges cooleyi (spruce gall adelgid)
Lineage: Eukaryota; Metazoa; Arthropoda; Insecta; Hemiptera; Adelgidae
Product: COP9 signalosome complex subunit 1-like
Exons: 19
Coding region: 606-1940 (444 amino acids)
Cellular component (GO): COP9 signalosome
Source: RefSeq, a predicted model, not a curated record